AUGUUAUCUGUAGUUCAUCAGAACGUCCAGUCGAUCGGUAACUCGAUCAAUCAACUAAAUAUGGUUGUUUCAGAAACUCUGAAGAAUGAUGAUCUCUGUGCUGUAUGCAUUACUGAACACUGGAAGACAAAGGAGCAAAUUUCUAAUUUUGGUAUUGAUGGUUUUAUUUUGGCUAGUGCUUUCUGUCGGGAUUAUAAUGAACACGGAGGAGCUGCCAUCUAUGUCAAGGAGGGUUUGAAGUUUAGUGAAAGGGUGGAUUUGCUAAAUCUGUCUGUCAAGAAUGUGAUGGAGAUUGCAGCCGUAGAUGUGAGAUGCUCUGACAGGGAUCUCCUGGUGGUGUCGGUCUACGCUGCUUCGGGGGAGUCUGCUCGAUUUCUCGGGGAGUUUGAGAAAAUACUUGAGAUGGUUUCAAGCUCUGACAGAAUGAUAGUCAUUGGAGGAGAUUUCAAUAUCGACCUGCUCAGCCCUACGAAUAGGUGGAGUGUCGAAGACAAGUCAGUCUUAUAAAAGAAUGUUGCAAGCUCAUAGAUUGGAUGAAUUGAAGCAUAAAUUAAAGUUUAUGGACUGGGGCCCGGUUUAUGAAUUGGAUGAUCAUGAAGUAAAUUUACAGUGGGAGGCUUUUCUGAAGUUAUUCACCUCUGAAUUUAAUAGAAUUUGUCCCUUACAAAGAGUA
Coccinella septempunctata (seven-spotted ladybird) is the source of this 673-nucleotide messenger RNA. RefSeq lists its product as uncharacterized. The transcript is spliced from 2 exons. Lineage: Eukaryota; Metazoa; Arthropoda; Insecta; Coleoptera; Coccinellidae. Gene Ontology annotation, molecular function: catalytic activity. The record is from RefSeq and is a predicted model, not a curated record. Bases 1 to 507 code for a protein of 168 amino acids.